CUCCCUUUUUAGCUAAAAGACAUUUUUUCUAAUACAAUAGCAAUAGUAAGGCUUCUAUGCGCGUACGCUCUACAAACGAAUUUGAUCGCUAGAAAACACCCUCAUUACCAGCGUUAUCCUUAUCAAUCAAUAAUGAGCUUUAACAUCAUUAUUUUAAAGUGGUUUAAAACGGGAUGUGUAUGCAAACGAGAGUUUGUUUAAGGCGUGUCUCGGUGCGGUGCACAUGGUCUCGGCAGUCGCGCGACCAUCGAGUGUGGUUCCGGUGGGGUCGAUCACCACGCCGUGUGUGCGUGCCUUUACAUCGCAUUUGGAACGCACGCGGGCUGGCCGCACGACGUUUGGCGCCAGAAUUCGCGCGAACUUUAUUAAAAAUAAAAACAUUGUUUAUGAACUGUGUUUUUUAAACUGAACUUUUAAUUGUGAAUUUAAAAUGGACGUUAUGUUUGAAGUGAUUAAAUAAAUUGUUUGAAAAGUGGACUUGUGAUGUUUUGACAGAAGUUUUACGGAAAACUAUUUAAAAUGGAAAAAAUGUAUCGGAACUUUUUGGUGAAGUGUUUUCUUCUGGUUUUGGCCACGACUCGAAUUGAUGCAGUCCAGAGGUUUCUGGAGAUGCCCACAUACACAGAGGUGAAUCCGGGAGAAGACGCGUUGCUCAAAUGCAGGAUAUCCGAGAAAAAGGGAGUCUGCUCCUGGCAGAAGGAUAAUAAGCCAGUGGGCAUCUACCGCGGCAAGUACGAAUGGGCGAACGAGAACAGUCCAAUGGGAGGCGACUGCUCGCUCUGGGUCCGAGCGGCCACUCUCGCCUUGGACGAUGGACAGUGGCAGUGUCAGGUCACCGCGAGCAACUAUGACGUGCAGGAUGCCCUAUCUAGUCCCCCCGCGGCGCUAGCAGUCCGUGUGCCGCCGCAAUCGCCCCGGAUUCUGUUCAAUGGCACCCACAUUCUACCGAACCAGAAUAUCACGGUGCCGGCCGGUGCGAGAGCCACUGUGGUCUGCGAGGCGCGCUACGGCAACCCACCAGCUUACAUCGAGUGGUAUUUGGAUAAAGAACGCUUGACCGCUUGGAGUCAGACCAACGCAUCCGAAGUAGAAACACCUCGAGUCUGGGCAGCGCGUUCAGUUCUCGAACUAGGAGCCACGCGAGCUUCCCACGGCCGGCAACUAGCUUGCCGCGCGCACCACCCGUCAUACCCUUCGCCGUACUACCGGGAUUCGUACACCAUGCUUGACGUCACUUUCGUCCCAGUGGUAUCAAUCAACGGCGCAGACCCCAGCACACUAGCGAACCUCGAAGAAGGCAACAGUGCAUUAACUCUCGAGUGCCGCGCCGACGGCAACCCCAGCCCUUAUGUGUGGUGGACCAAGAACGGACAAGUCAUUGCUACUAACGGGGCGAAGCUUAUAUUAGCUCCUGUCAUGAGGAACCAUUCAGGAAUCUAUGGCUGCCAGGCAAGAAAUUCAGUCGGAACAUCUGAUUCUGUGAAAAUCGAAAUCGAUGUUAAGUAUCCUCCCAGAGUGACGUGGGUGGGACCCGACACCGUGGUCGAGGCCAAUCUCUUCUCCCAAGUGACUUUGGAGUGCAAAGCCGAAGGCAACCCACCGCCCUCCUACCAGUGGUAUCAUAACCCCAACUCAGCCCAUCUCAAUGCGAUGCCUGAGGACGGGUACCCGAUAUCGUCGACGCCACAACUUCAGCUUCAGAACGUUUCAUACAGUCAACACGGCCGGUACAUCUGCUUGGCGAUCAAUCAGAUAGGACUGGAAGACCGAACGCAUCAAUCCGAAGCCAUAACCCUGAACGUGCUAGGCCCACCAGUGGGCGCAGAGACUUUAACCGCAAACGCAUGGAGUGGGUCCGAAGCCAAAGUCCAUGCGACUGUGUGUGCUGACCCCCCACCUCGGCGGGCAGCUUGGUUGUGGGGCAGUCUGCGAUUGGAUGUUCCUACUACUAUAGGUCGCUACCGAGCUCUUGAGCCGACGGGCGCGUUCGGCUGCUAUCGCUACACGCUCCUGAUCUCCGGCACCAGCACAUCUGACGCGCGCGUCUACGUUCUCCACGUCGAGAACGAGCGCGGCUUCUCCUCGCAUGCCGUCUCGCUCACCGUCCACGAUAAUUUUCUAACAGAGACGGCGCACGUGGCGCCGCUGAUCGCGGCGGCGCUGGUCAUCGCCGCGCUGCUGGUCGUCGUGUUCUGCCUGGUCAUCCGGUGCCGGAGAAGGAGAGAGAGCGUUGAAUACAAGACUGAUGAUUUAGAUAGUGAGAAGACGGUGCUGCCAGCGGACGCGGUGUACGCGGGCCAACAGACAGCGACGGUGGCGCCGCGCUACUCGCCGGGCGCGCUGCAGGCAGCGUUGAACUCGCUGGAGAGAGAAGCCAAAGAAAAUGUGUAUGCGGUAUUAGACCCGCAUAUACAAUACGAAAUAACUAUUAAUAAGCACGGAGAACCGCCAAAGCAUUUGUCGCUAUCUAAGCCCCUAACUCACCAAAGAGCACACGCGUUCGACACACAACUCAAUGAGAUUAACAAUAACGAAUUCGAAAAUAGAUUCACCACAUUCAAAUCGGGACCGACGAAACUAAGACGAUCGAACAGAAGCGAUCGACAGAAUAACGAUCGUAGCUACGUGUGCAAAACUAACAACGAUAUCGAAUACUCAAAAGACCCUUACUUUGGCGUCGCUAGAGACAACCAAAUUAGAAAAUCUAAAACCUACUCUCGCAUGUAUGAGCGUAACAACUCAGGCAAGAAAGACAACAGGAAAACUCAAUUCGCUGAAGAUAAAGAUGCUAAAAAACUGUCGAACCGCGAUUGGAUUUAUGAAGAUAAUAAGCAUAUUAAUAAAGAACUAGAGAAAGAGCGAUCAUUUGAAGAGUUAAAAGAAGAAAACGAUAUGAGGCAAGAUACAGAAGACUACAAACCUCGGCCAGGUAAAGUUAGAGAAAUCGCUUCGAGGUUUAAUAGAAAUAGUGCAAAUGUUGGUCAGUCUGUAAAUAGUAGUAAAGGUAGGCCGAAGCCGUUGCAAAGUUACGGCAACCAGGCUUAUUUAGACCAUGUGUUCCCUGAUGCUGUAGAAAUUUGAAUAGGCUAGUUACCUAGAGUUAAAACAGCUAUUCUUCAUUCAUCUUCAAACGUAUAUUUAUGUAACUAUGUAGUUAGGAAGAAUCUCACAAGCUAUGACGAUCAUGUGAGCCACAUGUGAGCAUAUCACCGCCUUACAAUAUAUUUACCAUUUGCCUCUUUGGCGAUCAAAAGGCUAAGUAAAUUAUAAAUCGAAUAAUACCUUGUUUCCUUUAUGUCUUUCCUUAAAUGCAACUUCAAUUCAAUGCCGUGAACAAACAUAAUUGAUCUAUAGGAAACUAGCCUAUUGUAUGUGAAUGAGAAAUUUAUCACAUAGAUCUCUGUAUUAGUAUUUAAAUUACUCAUAGUGUAGUGAUUACCUGAAUAGACGUAAGUCUUGCUAUCUGCUUUUAUUUAUAACAUUUACUGGUUGUUCCACUUCUCACUGCCUAAUAAUGGUUGUAACACAAAUAAGACUAUUUAUACCAUAGACUAAGAUAUACUUAUUAAAGUUUACCAUUUCAACAAACUCAAUAUUAAACUAAAUAACAUGCUCAGACUUUUACUACUUUACAGUUUACUAAUACCGAAGAGUUAUUAAUCGUAAUAGAGAGAUAAAGUCUACGAAAAAAACGAGCCCUCAAAAUUUACAGCCUAAACAGAUGGCGCUGUACUGUGCCAUAUGUUUUGUGAUCAUUGAAUUGUCAAACGUCAACUUUAGACAACCAAAUUUACAGCAUAAUGUACGAACGAAGACGUACAGCGCCAUCUGGUGUAGGCGUCAAAUUUGAAGCACGUCGUCUUAGACUUUUCACAUCUUACACAAUCAAUGAAUCUUUGCUAAUAUACAUGUAUAUUCAAUAAUGCUUACUAGAGGAUAUGCGAUAUUGGCGUUCUUAGCUUGUAGCACUUAAGCGGGCCAUACUACUAUAAAUUAUUUCUCUAUUAAGUUUUUAAGUAAGUAUAAACGCAGAUGACUGCACUAUCUAUUAAAUAGACGUCUUAAGUCGAUGAAGAUGGCGGUGCGUCUGAAUAUAGAGUCGGACCCCGUUAACUCUGCAUGAAAUUGUCUGUGGAAAUGUGACGUUUAAGUAAUGACCUUGUUUUGUCAAAGUUGCUGCAGAGUUAGCGUAGAGAGACUCUAGUCACUUUUUACAUGAUGCUGACACGGUGGCAUGCUAUUUUCAUUUUAUGGAUUGACAAAUGUUAAAUGUAAAAAAUGAAUAGUAAGUAAACUACGAGUGUGGCGUUUUUUUUUUAAAUUAAUGUUUAGCUUAGGUACUCAAUUCUGCCAAAAAGUUCUUUAAAAAUAUUUUUGCGUUAUCUUUUUGUGAUAAAAUACAUAUGAAAAGCUGCAAAACGAGAAACAACUACAGAAUGUUUCAUUAACACGGCCGUCGGCCAGUCAAAUACCUAGUCAGUACAAAAUACUUAUGCCGUGUUAGCGCCAUCUAGUGAAACUAUUACGACACGAAUAACUUUUGAUGUUGCGCCUGUCUAUUUAUAGUUUAGUUAUCUGCGGAAUAGUGGGCAUUUUAUUUAUGAUUCUGUAAUUUCUGUAUGUACUUAAUGAUAUUUUAUCCGAACCCUGUUGUAAUGUACCUAUUGUCUUAUAGGAACUAGUAUUUCGUUACUGUUUACUUCUUUUGUGUAUAGUUUCUAUUUCUUAUGUUUUGUAUUGUUGAAUUUUAACAACAUUAAAUAAAAUAAAUUGUAAUUUAUAAA
Molecule: messenger RNA, 4784 nt
Organism: Cydia fagiglandana
Lineage: Eukaryota; Metazoa; Arthropoda; Insecta; Lepidoptera; Tortricidae
Product: hemicentin-1
Exons: 15
Coding region: 520-3081 (853 amino acids)
Biological process (GO): cell-cell adhesion
Cellular component (GO): plasma membrane; cell-cell junction
Molecular function (GO): cell adhesion molecule binding
Source: RefSeq, a predicted model, not a curated record